UCCUGAUUGUAAAAAUACGGUGGAUUGUGUUUGACAGAAUUACAUAAACUGACUGUGGAAGACCUGAGUCUGUUUUUUGUGGAAAAAAAGAAAGCCUUUGAGAGAAGGUAUGGCCACUGGGGAGCCAUCUUCCCAGUCUAAGGACCAGAGUCCACCGCCUAUCUCUCCAGGAUAUGCCCUGGAGGUAGUGAUAGUGGAUGAUGAGAUCCCAGGACAAUCAGGCCUGUGGGAAGUACCCAGUCUUCUACCUUGGGCCUGUGUUCAGAAGAGGAGGAGAGACUGGUCCUCAGUAUCUGAGGAUGAGGUGCAGGAGGACCCACUUGAGGUCAGCGAUAGAGUCCCUGGAGUAGCAGCACCCAACAUCAUGCAUCAGAGGCCUAACUGGAAGAAGCAGAGGGACUCUUCUUCUUGUUCAGAGUUGGAAGCAGAGGUGGAGCAAAAAGGAUCCUGUUGUCAAAAGAUUUCUGGUUUGGGACAUGAACCUAAGAGCAUCCGAUAAGGUGAGGUCCUUACAUCCUAGGAAGAGCUGUCACUGUGCCAAAGCAUGGAGAGGACAGAGUUCCAACCCUGCAGUCCUCUCUCCAUCCCUCCUUGGAGCACCUUCCUCACCCUCCCACCCUCAAGGUCCCUUUAGGUAUCAACAUUGUCUCCCUUCUGAGCCUGGCUGGUGUUUGUGAACUGGGUGAGUACACCAUCCUCUACCUGGAUCUUCUGGGAUCUGAGCCCAGGACAGGGUCUUCCCUCAGAAUCAGUUCUCUGGCUGGUGCUUCCUGAAGCUCCUGGUCCCUUCUUCAGCUCUGGUGAACCAAAUUGUUCUAACUGAAUGGACCCUAAUCAAAACCAAAUGACCUCAAUACAGUCUGAAUGGGACCUAUGGAAGUGCCAUCCUGAGAACCAUGGCCUCCAUUCUAUUGAAUGUUCUUAGUUGCCAAAAAAAAAAAAAAAAAAAAAACUCCAACUACCCGACUUUUCCCCAAUAACCAGGCCACCUGACACUGCAGUCUCUUCUCUGAGGUUAGGCCCUACCAGUCCCUGUCCCCUGGUGCCUCCUCUUCCAGGGUGCCUGUCCUUGACUGUCCUCUUUUCUCCCCAUUAGUACCUCCUGGC
Molecule: messenger RNA, 1107 nt
Organism: Fukomys damarensis (Damara mole-rat)
Lineage: Eukaryota; Metazoa; Chordata; Mammalia; Rodentia; Bathyergidae
Product: speedy protein E4
Exons: 3
Coding region: 110-499 (129 amino acids)
Source: RefSeq, a predicted model, not a curated record